This is a messenger RNA of Morone saxatilis (striped sea-bass), 1682 nucleotides long. Its product is annotated as neurotrypsin-like. Gene Ontology annotation, molecular function: serine-type endopeptidase activity. Gene Ontology annotation, cellular component: membrane. The record is from RefSeq and is a predicted model, not a curated record. Gene Ontology annotation, biological process: proteolysis. Lineage: Eukaryota; Metazoa; Chordata; Actinopteri; Moronidae.
CAGGCCGCUCAUACUCCAAGACCCUACAGCAGGCGCCGCUCUCUUUACUUCCCCGUCGUCACUGCCAGGAGCAUUUCCAUGGUGCCUUCACAAGCCGCAUGCUCUGUGCUGGCAGCAUCCAGUCGGAGAGGCGUGUGGACAGUUGCCGUGGCGACAGUGGAGGUCCCUUGGUGUGUGAGCGUCCGGGAGGGGGUUGGGUGGUUUACGGGGUCACGUCCUGGGGCCAUGCAUGCCGGACGCAGCAGUCCCCUGGGGUAUACACCAAAGUCUCUGCCUUCAGCUCCUGGAUACGCAAGGUGAUUGGACGCAGCGACAGAAAAGAGAAAAGGCGAUGAAAGGUGAAUGAUGAAAGAUAUGACCUUUUGAUCAGGAAGAAUGACUCUGAAAAGACUUACUUGGUCAGGUGACAACUGAUGAAUAACUGAUGUCCUCAUACUGUGACCUGUGAUUAUCCAGUGAUGUAAGUUAUAACCUGACUUUUAAAUGAAGGGGGCAAGGCAACGCUGGACUUUUUCUCCUCUAGAAACGUUUUAUAUUUUUGGGAGAGAUGAAGGCAUGUCUUUUCUCUCAUCUAAGUCAUUAGCACUUAUUUUAAUGAUUUAAUUUUCUCAUGAAUGGCAAGGUAUCAGAUGGUGUUAAAGCUUAACUCAAGAAAAUGCCAUAACUUAAAUAUCUUUUUGUUGUUUCUUGUGAUAUUUCAUACUACACUAAAAUGUCUUCUCAAAAUAAUGUUUUCUGUGCUUGCUUUUGUUAUAUUGUAAUUUAUGAUAUGAAAUGUGUGAUUAAUCAUGUUUUAAAAGGGACCACAGUGUGAAAACCAAUGUACAGUAUACGUGCAUGCACUCAUGCAGACACAGUAGGUAAUGGCAUGAAAUGAAUUUGCAGACUUGCACCAAGACCCCCCCCUUUAGGUACUUAAUGCAUGAUAUUCAGUGCUUUUGUGUUAAGCAUUCAAGUCAUAUUGACAUUUGCCAAAGUGAAAUAUGUCUUUCAACAUUAUUUCAUUCUUGUUGUCAUGUAAUGUUUCUCCAUUGUCCUUUUUGUUCUACUGUGUAAAAAGAUUUCAGGUCUUAAUACUUACUCAGGCAUUUAUAAUUUAUAUCCAGUCAGUAUUUGUCCUUGACUCAGUGCUGCUUGACAUUUGCAGAGAAAGGAGGAGACUGAAGUGUUUGUGAAUCAAAGCACACAACAGUGUUGUCAUAUCAACACUGUUAAUUCAUUUUCUUUUGUUCUAGUGGGGCAAUUAAGUGUUGUCACCACUAAAGGGAGACAAUCUGGUACACUUGAAAAAAACAAACAGACACAACAAUGCCUUCUUAUUUGGUGUUUACUGACUGACGUGUUUUAAUGUACUGUAACAUUUCUUCAUAAACGUACCUUUUGUAAAAAGUCUGAGUGUGUUUAUUAAGACAUUUAAUAAUCUGUUUAUGUAUGUUUUGGUGUUACUGCAUAUGCUUUCUAAGUGGUUGUUGUUUUUUAUAGUACACUUUCUGUCACAUCUGAAAGGAACGACGGAGCUCUUUCAGGUUUGUUUCUGACUGCAAACUGUCAAAGUGAGCACCACUAUGUCAGACAAUGCGUAUGCACACACACCCACGCACAGUGUCUGCAGGAAUGGCAGCCAUUUUCUGAGUUGUCCUCAAUUUUGAGAACUGGGACCAACUGUUUGAGUGAGAACAUGU